AUGAGUGACACUCUCUGCGGACCCUCGAAUGCUCUGCAAAAUUUCCAGAAGCAUGCAGCUGUUGAUCGAACACUUCAACAAGAUCGACUGAUUUCCCGGCAGUCACCCAGUCAGGGUUUCAGAUCCCAAAAACCCAGCGAAGGAACGCUUGACCCCGAAUUUGCUGCAUUUGAAUCUAAUGUAGCUGGACUACCACUGCCGAACCUACAACAUGCUGGGCCUUUCCAUGCGCAUGCUCCACAAAUGCCGAUAUCUGGUCCUGCUGAGAGCAUGAACUGGGCAACGGACUUUCAACAACUGCAUAUCUCAGGGCCGUCGCAUCCUGUUCAGCAGCACCGCGUCCCGUCUGCAGCGCCUGCAUCGUCACUUUCCCAACAGGGCUGGCACAAUGAGUUUCUGAGCCAACAGCAGCAGCGGGCUCAUGUCCAACAGCAUCAGCCGUUUUCUGGAGGCUUUCAGCAAUCAUUAUCACAUGGCUAUCCCAUGCAUGGAGCGACAAUGAAUGCUUUUCCCACCACACAAGAGACCGCGGCCAGUCAGCAACCGCUAGCGGAGACAUUCGAUGAAUCGGCGUUCGAGGCGGCAUUUAAGCAAGCGAGAGCAGAUAUGGCGGUGCAGGAAACAACUUUGACGGCGGAUCAACCUGAACAGACUAGUGCAGAGGUGCAGUUGGACCCGACCGCUAUUCAAGAAACACCCGAGCAGAUCAAAAUUGGGUCAGAUACCAUACCACAAAUUGAUAAGAGCGACCCGCAAGCUCGUGUGAAUGAUGCGGAUGAGCUCGCCAGGACUGCUGGACAAUUGCUUGACAGUGUCAGUCAUGAUCAAAGCGAGAAGUUCCGACAGAGCAAUUUCCUUGCGCUGAUGCGCCGCAUUCGGGACCGUGAAGUCCAGAUCGAGGGCGACAAGUUUCGUGAAACUUCGCAGCCGUUACAUCCUGGCGGCAAAUAUUACCCGGAUGGCCAGUCAUAUAAGGCGCAACAACAGACCUCGAUACCAGCGCACCAGGAUGGGCCCAAUAUUAUUGCAUCCAGCAACAAUAAUCAUCCCCCAGAAACGCCUUUCGCUCAGGGCACAGUCGGAUUUACGCAGCCCCCGGAAGAAGCGUCGAGGACGACAUCCAAUCCAUCGCUGCAUGAUGCAGGAGUGGGGGAUGAUAAUUCCCUUUAUGCAAGCUGGAAUUAUGGCGGCAUUUGA
Molecule: messenger RNA, 1197 nt
Organism: Aspergillus clavatus NRRL 1
Lineage: Eukaryota; Fungi; Ascomycota; Eurotiomycetes; Eurotiales; Aspergillaceae
Gene: pex20
Product: protein pex20
Exons: 4
Coding region: 1-1197 (398 amino acids)
Biological process (GO): protein import into peroxisome matrix, docking
Cellular component (GO): peroxisomal membrane; cytosol
Source: RefSeq, a predicted model, not a curated record